Messenger RNA from Porites evermanni, 1132 nucleotides. The record is from the annotation of a GenBank genome assembly. NCBI's taxonomy places the organism in Eukaryota, Metazoa, Cnidaria, Anthozoa, Scleractinia, Poritidae.
AUGCAUAACAACGGAGCUGAAAGUGAGCUUAGCUUCUCUAUUGCUAAUAUCCUCAAAGUCGAAAGACCUGCAAAUGGCUGCUUUAAGCCAGAACAGACUGCCAGCGGUGCUCAGGACUCAGAAACUCCGAAAAAAGGAGACCAACUUAAAAAUUCCGUGUACAACAGUCUACCUUGGCUCGCCUAUACACGUUACUGUCCACCCAAAAUCCCAAGUAAGUAAAGUUGCUAAAUGUAUUAACCUUUAAGACGGGUGAUUCUUUAAGGACUGCAAAUGAACUGAGAAACGUUAGUUGUUUAGCACCUUGUUUAACUUCAGCGAGAACAAAAAUUGUUUUUGAGGUUUGCAUGGCAUAAGGGGCAGAGUGGUUGACCGUUACCCAUUUCAGUCCUUUCUUGACGUUUUAGAGAUGAGUCGCAAUUUAAUCUAGCUUUGGACAUAGCACCAGUUCUGGUUUGAUGUUGGAUGAAAAGUCUGAUGAGAUAAGCGAGUGCUAGAGAAGGAAGCAAAGGGCACACACGAGUUUUGUUGAAAUAACUGGCAAAAUUUAGUUCAAGAUAAUAGAAUAUCACCGUUUUGUAACGAAUCAGGCAUUAAAGAGAAAGGGUCAAGACGAAAUGUUUACAAAUUUCUCUCAGGGUCAAGGAAUCGAAAAAUGGUGAAUAGACGGAGGAUAAGUGGCACUCCAAGAGUUCCUUUCUCAACGGAGCAACUGAUGAAGUUAGAGAAAAGUUACGAGGAGACACAGUACGUGUCAUCAGCCCAAGUUACACAACUAUCAGCCAUGUUAAAGCUUCCAGAACACCGGAUAAAGAUUUGGUUCCAGAACCGCCGUGCGCGAGAGAAAAAGAGAGCGAAAAAGAAGACUGAACGCAUAGCCCCAAGCAAGACCAUUGACAAAGUUGUGGCCAACGACAAGCCACAAGACCGCGUACCAUACCCAGCACAUGUUAAUAGCUUUGAACAAUGUAGCGGGAGAAAAGACAAAUUUUCAACCCAUUUCGCGUUUCAUCAUUUUAACCGCGCCAAUAUGAAUAAUAAAGAAUGGUGCGCCAGGUUAACGUUGCCGCCGAUCCAUAUAUUUAAUCAUUUUGAUUAUAAUAUUUACAGUGGCCUGACAAUUCAUGUUUAA